Penicillium malachiteum is the source of this 1026-nucleotide messenger RNA. RefSeq names its product GPI anchored serine-threonine rich family protein. The transcript has 4 exons. The record is from RefSeq and is a predicted model, not a curated record. Lineage: Eukaryota; Fungi; Ascomycota; Eurotiomycetes; Eurotiales; Aspergillaceae. Bases 1 to 1026 code for a protein of 341 amino acids.
AUGCGCAUUGCCUUCUCUUCCUCCCUGGUGGCCUUUGCCGCUACAGCUGCAGGUACAACAGUCGAGGCCUUUUUGAAACGAUUUGAUCUAACAAUGUCAAUAUUAGGUCUCCGUAUCUUGACCCCUGCUAUCAAUCAGAAAGUCCCCCAGGAUGACUCUAUCACGGUCAGGUGGCAAGCUGUGUCGACCGAUCCCCCGACCAUGGACAUUUAUCUAGUCAAUCAGAAUGUGUACCCAAACACACAGGAGUUGGUAGCUUCAAAUGUCGACACCAGUUUGGGAAAAUAUUCGAUCAAGGCCAAGGAUGUUGGCGAUGUUGACACUGGUGGUGGCUACCAGGUCAACUUUGUUUCUCCGAGUGAUGGUGGCAUUUUGGCUCAGUCACAGCAGUUCAAAGUGACUCCAUCCAAGGCUGAGGCAGCCUCUAGCUCUGGUAAGGAAACCAGUACUGCUAGUGAAAGUUUGUCUACUUCUGCAUCUGAGUCGACUUCUAUGCCUUCUACUUCUGCGUCCUCGACUAUGAGUUCGACUUCUGCUUCUCAUACUUCUUCUGCGACAGCUUCUUCUACUUCUUCGAGCGCUACUCACUCCUCCACCAGUGCGUCUACCCAUACCACUUCUCCUUCAUCUACUACUUCACCUACUUCUACUUCUGCCUUUACAUCAUCUUCUAUGACGAGCCUAUCUACCAGUGCGUCCACCUCUCUAUCUUCCAGUUCGUGGACUUCAACCCCUUCAAGUUCAAGCACUAUCUCGUCAUCCUCUUCCCUGUCUACAUCUUCCCCAUCUUCAUCUAUGUCCUCCUCAUCUAUGUCUCGCACUCCAUCUUCUACAAGCACCGUUAGCUCCACUAUGAGUGCUACUUCUACCAUGACUUCCAUGACCACGUCCACUACCACCAAGCACACGAAAACCUCGUCGUCCACUGAGACCGCAUCGGCUACGACCUCGAAUGCAGCUGGCUACCUCAUGCCCCCGAACCAGGCCGGCAGCUUGCUUCUGGGCCUCUUUGCUCUGGCACUCUAA